This is a messenger RNA of Hibiscus syriacus, 1123 nucleotides long. Its product is annotated as chorismate mutase 1, chloroplastic-like. Gene Ontology annotation, cellular component: cytoplasm. NCBI's taxonomy places the organism in Eukaryota, Viridiplantae, Streptophyta, Magnoliopsida, Malvales, Malvaceae. Gene Ontology annotation, molecular function: chorismate mutase activity. Gene Ontology annotation, biological process: aromatic amino acid biosynthetic process; chorismate metabolic process. Bases 76 to 1050 code for a protein of 324 amino acids. The transcript is spliced from 6 exons. The record is from RefSeq and is a predicted model, not a curated record.
UUCAAAAGCUUCCAAAGUCCAAGCUUCAGCUUCCUUUGGAUUUUUUUCUCAAGUUUUCUCCUCUCUUUGUGAUCAAUGGAGGCUAGGCUGUUAAGGUCUUCUUCUCCGCUUUUACCUUCUGUUAAUGGCACUGCCAAAAUUUCAAGACCCAGUAACGUUUUGCCUCUGCAAACCAGGGAAUUCCCCAGCUUUAAGUUUGAUUGCUCUGCAAAGUUGUCAAAGAAAUCCAUUCAAUCUGUUCCUGCUUCCACCUACUCCUUUGGAUUAGAGGGGGUAAAGCAAAGGGUGGAUGAGAGCGAGAAUUUGACCCUGGAGGCCGUGAGGCGUUCAUUAAUCCGACAAGAGGACAGUAUAAUAUUUAGUCUUCUGGAGAGAGCUCAAUAUUGUUAUAAUGCGGAUACGUAUGAUCCCGAUGUCUUUUCAAUGGAUGGGUUCCAUGGCUCCUUGGUGGAGUAUAUGCUCAAAGAAACUGAAAAGCUUCAUGCCCAGGUUGGCAGAUACAAGAGCCCAGAUGAGCAUCCUUUCUUCCCAUAUGAAUUGCCAGAUCCCCUGUUGCCACCUUUGCAAUAUCCAAAGGUACUACAUCCCAUUGCUGAUUCAAUAAACAUAAAUAACCAAGUGUGGGAAAUGUACUUCAGAAAUCUUAUUCCGAGACUAGUGAAUAAAGGAGAUGAUGGCAACUGUGGAUCUACUGCCGUUUGUGACACCAUGUGUUUGCAGGCACUUUCAAAGAGAAUUCAUUAUGGGAAAUUUGUGGCAGAGUGUAAAUUUCGGGCAUCACCAGAUGCCUAUACAGUUGCCAUCCAAAAACAGGACCGGAAAUGGUUGAUGGAGUUGCUGACAUAUCCUUCGGUCGAAGAGUCGAUCAAGAAAAGAGUAGAAACGAAAGCCAGAACGUAUGGGGAAGUAUUGUCGGGUAAUAUAAACGAAGAUGGCGUCGAUCCGGUUUACAAAAUAAACUCGAGCUUGGUUGCAGACUUAUACGGUGACUGGAUCAUGCCAUUGACAAAAGAAGUCCAAGUUGAAUACUUGUUGAGAAGGUUGGACUGAUUCGAAUAAAUUGAUACAGUGUUUCCAUUACCAGUCUAUAAAGAAAUGUAGUUCCAGGAAAAAGUUAUACGGA